Molecule: messenger RNA, 307 nt
Organism: Meloidogyne enterolobii
Lineage: Eukaryota; Metazoa; Nematoda; Chromadorea; Rhabditida; Meloidogynidae
Source: the annotation of a GenBank genome assembly
UUUUAAAAUAUUUUAUCAAUCUUCAACAAAUCCUCCUAUUACGACUAAAAAACUUUACUUCUUCUCAAUGCUCCGUGUUCGUUUUACCACCCUUCUAGUUAUUCUCCUGGCUAUUUGGACUUCUCUUAAUUGUGUUAUGUCAGAAGAGGUUACUUAUGUUGGGUAUGGUCGUCACACAAUGGUCAACAAUAUAAUUACUCGAAUUGGCACAGCAAGUCGUAUUGCAAAAACCAACGAGGACCUAGCAGAUUACAAAGGGACGGAGAAUGCUUGCGAUGUGAAGUUUGAUGAUAAUGGGGAUAUGUAA